AGACCCGAUUGCACGGCCCUGAGCCGCGCCUCCCUCCCGCCUCCCUGCAGCCCGGGGCGGCUGCGGCAGCUCGGCCCCUGGGUUAGUGUCAGCUCCGGUGCUGGAGGAAGCCGGCCAGAGCAGCGGCUUUUCCCAGUAGCACUCGCCUUGCCGAUCCGGAACGGGAGAUUCGCCGGCUAGCUCCGUGCGGGCCAGGAGUUCAGCUUCUGAUUCAGUCACUCAAGACUGAUGAGGAGAACCCUGAUUAGCUACAGCUCUGGGUGUCUUAAUCUGUAGUCUUUGAGGAGAAAGAUUUCAAGGAAUGGAGUUGGCUCACAGUUUACUGCUUAAUGAAGAGGCAUAUAACCAGCUUGGUGAAUUUCAGAAGGCAGAGUUCAUUUUUGAAUGGUUGAGAUUUCUGGAAAAACUUUUACCAGUGACUAGCAGGGCUGACGUAAGGGAAAAACAGAAGAAACUGGCUGAACAACUAAUAUCUUUGUUAAAUAGUUCACCAGGCCCUCCUACCCGAAGGCUCAUAGCCAAGAACCUAGCUAUACUUUAUAGUAUUGGAGACACUCUCUCUGUUUACCAGACAGUUGACAAAUGCAAUGAACUAAUUCGGAGCAAGGAUGAUUCACCAAGUUAUCUGCCCACAAAACUUGCUGCAGUGGUAUGCUUGGGAUAUUUGUACAAAAAACUGGGGAGAAUCUUGGGAAACAGCUUUACUGAUACUGUAGGAAAUGUACUUAAAGCAAUGAAGAAUGCAGAGUCUCAAGGUCGUUAUGAGAUAAUGCUUAGUUUGCAAAAUAUAUUGAAUGGCUUAGGAGCUGCUGCUACCCCAUGUCACAGAGAUAUUUACAAAGCUGCGCGAUCAUGCUUAACAGAUCGCUCUAUGGCAGUUCGCUGUGCUGCUGCUAAGUGUCUUCUUGAACUUCAGAAGGAGGCAGUUUUUAUGUGGAGCACAGAACUGGAUAGCGUUGCAACCUUAUGUUUUAAAUCAUUUGAUGGUUCCAAUUAUGAUGUGCGGAUAGCAGUUUCAAAGCUUUUAGGCACAGUGUUGGCUAGAGCUGUGACAUGUAAACAGGCAACAGCGUCCACCCGGCAGAAUGUUCGCAAAAUUUCUCUGGAUGAAGCCACGGAACUACUAGGAACAGGCUUUCUACGUGGGAGUUCUGGAUUUCUCCGAGCUAGUGGUGAUAUACUGAAAGGAAUCAGUUCAGUCAGCAGAGAUAUUAGAGUUGGAGUUACUCAGGCAUAUGUGGUAUUUGUCUCCACAUUAGGAGGACAGUGGCUUGAAAGGAAUUUCUCUGCCUUACUUUCCCAUAUUUUAGAUCUAGUGUCUCAGUCUCACCCUAAAGCUAUUCAGACUCAGAUGGAUGCUAUCUGCUGUCGCCGUUGUAUUUCAUUUAUCCUUCGAGCUACAGUAGGAGGUCUUCUUGGAGAAAAAGCUCAAAUUGCAGCUGCCAAAGAGAUUUGUCAAGCCAUCUGGAGGCUGAAGAAAGUUGUGGAUGUUGUAAUGAGUGACGGUAACUUGGAAACUCGGAUUGGUAUAACAGAUGUAACAGCAAGCCAACAUGUUCUUGUGUGUGCAUUACAUGAACUUGGAAGUCUCAUACAUGGUUUAGGCACUACUGCUGCACCAUUGCUACAAGAUUCCAGUACAGGGGUUCUGGAUGCAGUAAUCUCAGUUAUUCUUCAUCCCAGUAUUUCAGUUCGACUAGCAGCAGCUUGGUGUCUACGCUGCAUUGCUGUAGCAUUGCCAUCCUAUGUGUCUCCACUUUUGGAUCGCUGCAUCGAGCGGCUUAGUGCCCUUAAGACCUCCCCUGAAGCAGUGACUGGAUAUAGUUUUGCUGUUGCUGCUUUGUUGGGAGCAGUAAAACACUGCCCAUUAGGAAUUCCACAUGGAAAAGGGAAGGUAAUCAUGACAGUAGCAGAGGAUUUAUUGUGUUCUGCUUCUCAAAAUAGUCGCAUUUCAAUACAACGAACGCAGGCUGGAUGGCUGUUGGUAGCUUCUCUAAUGACAUUAGGUCCUGCUGUUGUCCAGCACUAUCUCCCAAGAAUGCUAUUAUUGUGGAAGUGUAUCUUUCCACUAUCUCCGAAAGAUCUAGAAACAGAGAGGAGUCGGGGAGAUUCAUUUACAUGGCAAGUGACAUUGGAAGGCCGUGCUGGUGCUCUUUGUGCUAUCAAAACCUUUCUCUCCUAUUGUGGUGGUCUUCUUACUACUGAUGUUAUUCAGAGACUACUUCCUCCUCUCCCAUGUGCUGUUGAUUUAUUGACACGGCUCCCUUCAAUACACAAAAUGUAUGGAAAUGCUUUAAAAACACCAUCAAUGACUUACAGGCACAGACUUUAUGAAUUAUUGGCUUUAUUGCCCCCAAAGACUUAUGAAGGAAAAUUCUGUGCUAUUCUUAAGGAGCUAGUGGCUGACUUCACUGCCACUGAUAACCAAAUGGCUGCCUCUACGUUCUUGCUUCCACCUCUCUGUCACCAGGAUGAUCUUCUUUUACUUGGUCCUUUCUUGCAGGAGACUGACCACAGAUUUAUUGAAGAGCAGCUCCUGUUAGGUAGCGGUAUAGCUGGAGGAAGCCUGGAGUAUGACCCUUACUCAAUUUAUGAGAAAGCUGCAGAAGGUGAUUCAGUGCAACCUCUACCUCCUGCACUAUCUGUUAUCAAUGCUGCAGUCCGUCUCUUUGGAGUUAUAUUUUCCCAUGUAGCAGAAUCUCAAAGGCUCCAAGUGUUAGAAAAACUGUUGGCUUCCAUAAAACAAACAAAAGGAGCACGACAGCAGACCGUACAACUAAACAUUGUAUCAGCAUUUUCUAGUUUUCUGAAGCACUUGGCUAGCUGCAAGGGAAGUUUAGGUCCCGAAGAAGUUAGAAGACCUGCACUGACUUUAGUAAUGGGUGCUUUGGAAAGCAAUAACCCGCUUUUAAGAUGUGCUGCUGCAGAAUCUCUGGCCAGACUGGCACAAGUGGUUGCUGACAGUGCCUUCACUGCUGGAUUGGCCCAACUUAGUUUUGACAAGCUGAAAUCUGCUAGGGAUGUGGUGUCAAGAACAGGACAUUCUUUGGCUCUGGGAUCACUGUAUAGAUAUUUAGGAGGAAUAGGCUCUACUCAGCACCUGAAUGCAUGUGUUGGAAUCCUUUAUACCUUAUCUCAGGACAGUACUUCUCCUGAUGUACAGACUUGGGCCCUGCAUUCUCUGUCACUGAUAAUAGAUUCAGCUGGCCCGCUAUAUCAUGUGCAUGUGGAAGCUACCCUGUCUCUUGUUGUCAUGUUGUUGUUGACUGUGCCUCCUGCUUAUGCUGAAGUUCACCAGAGCCUUGGUCGCUGUUUAAAUGCACUUAUCACUAUGUUGGGGCCAGAGCUGCAAGGCAGUAAUACUGCAGUUUCAACCUUAAGAUCUUCUUGCCUCCUGGGCUGUGCGGUGAUGCAGGAUAACCCUGACUGCCUUGUUCAGGCUCAAGCCAUCUCUUGCCUACAGCAGCUUCAUAUGUUUGCUCCACGACAUGUCAACUUGUCUAGCCUUGUAAGCAGCCUAUGUGUGAAUCUCUGUAGCUCCUACUUGUUGUUGAGACGAGCAGUACUAGCUUGUUUGCGUCAGCUAGUGCAAAGAGAAGCAGCUGAGGUAUCAGAACAUGCUGUUGCCUUUGUUAAAGACUGCAGAGAAGACUUCACUCCAGACAUUAACAUCAGAGAAGUUGGCCUGGAGGGAGCAUUGCUGAGCUUGCUGGACAAAGAAUUGGAUCAAAGACUUUGCCAAGAUAUCAGAGAGACCCUAAAUCAUAUGCUCACAUCAGUGGCAGUGGAAAAGCUCUCGUUCUGGCUGAAGCUUUGUAACGAUGUUCUUGCUGCCUCAGCUGAUUUCACCUCAGUAGCUUCAGUGGAUACUACCCAAGAAGAGGAGGGAACUAAAGAGGAUGAUGAUGUGUUAACCUCUGAAACUGAUGAGAGAUCCCACCCUUUCACUAAUCCAAAAUGGUCCACUAGAGUUUUUGCUGCAGAGUGUGUUUGUAAAAUUAUCAGCCACUGUGAAAAUGCAGGCAGGGCACAUUUUGACAUAACACUGGCUCAAGAAAGGAAACAAAGGGAUUCAAGAGAUGACUUUUUGGUAUUGCAUUUAGCUGACUUGAUCCGCAUGGCUUUCAUGGCUGCCACAGAUCACAGUGACCAGCUCCGUCUUUCUGGGCUUCAGACAUUGUUAGUUGUUGUUCGGAGGUUUGCUUCUGUUCCAGAACCAGAGUUUCCUGGUCAUGUAAUUCUGGAGCAAUAUCAAGCCAAUGUUGGAGCUGCACUUCGACCUGCGUUUGCUCCAGAAACCCCGCCUGAUGUCACAGCAAAAGCAUGUCAGGUUUGCAGUGCCUGGAUAGCAAGUGGUAUAGUCAGUGACCUUAAUGACCUUCGAAGGGUUCAUCAGUUGCUCAUAUCAUCCUUGACCAAAGUACAAGCUGGAAAAGAAGCACAAAGUCAGUUGUACAAUGAAAGUGCCUCAACUAUGGAGAUAUUGGCUGUGCUCAAAGCUUGGGCAGAGGUUUACAUAGUUGCAGUUGAAAGAGAAAAAAACCAAAGUGAUGCACACAAGCAAAUUUUGAUGAUCACAAACUCUACAGAUGAAAGCUACGGAGAUUUAACCUCAUCAGCCGAUGGACUUUUGGACCUAGUCCAGGCAGACCUUGGGAUCCUAAGCAAACUCUGGCUUGCUGCACUUCAGGAUUUUGCUCUCUUAACUUUGCCUUCAGAAUAUGCCUCUCAACUUCCAGCUGAAGGUGGUGCAUUCUAUACUGCAGAGACAAUUGAAAAUGCAAGACCACACUAUCACAACUCCUGGGCUCUAAUUCUUUACGCUACAGCAUUAUGGCUUACCAGCACAGGUUUCCUUGUGGUUGAUCCAGAUGAAGGAGUAACUAAUCUCUCUAGACCUGUCACCCCAACUACAAUGUGUCAAGAUUCCUCCUCUAGGGCUGCAGUGAAAUCUCCUGAGGAUGUGAAUACUGACAUAUUUCAUCUUAUCUUGGGAAUUAGUGUGGAAUUUCUCUGCUCACCUCGCUCAGAUUCAGCAAUGGAAAACAUUACUGCUUGCCUACAUGCUCUGCAAGCAUUUCUUGAUGUGCCUUGGCCUCGGUCUAAAAUAGGUGGUGAUCAGGAGCUUGGUGUGGAGUUGUUGAAUGUUCUGCAUCGACUGAUACUAACCAGAGAAUCGCUUGAUAUUCAGCUUGCUACUCUUGAAGUAGUCCGACAGAUUCUUUUCGCAGCUCAGGAGCAUGUGAGAGAGAAACGGAGAAGUGCAGAAGUUGAUGAUGGUGCUGCAGAAAAGGAGACCUUGCCAGAAUAUGGAGAAGGCAAAGACACAGGAGGACUGGUGCCUGGAAAGUCAUUAGUCUUUGCUACGCUGGAGUUGUGUGUUUGCAUUCUAGUCAGGCAGCUCCCCCAGCUUAACCCUAAAGUAACUGGUAGCCCUGCACUUAAAGUUGGAAAACCUCAGUUGUUGUCAGAGAGUGGAAGUAGAUUGGUGGCAGCAGCAUUAGUUAUCCUCUCUGACAUUCCGUCAGUCUGCUCUCCUGAAGGAAGUGUUUCAGUACUCCCUACUAUCCUGUACCUAAUUAUUGGAGUCCUCAGAGAAACUGCUGUGAAAUUGCCAGAUGGCCAGUUACCUUUGACAGUUGCUGCAUCUUUACAAGCUCUUAAGGGGAUAUUGUCUUCUCCUAUGGCUCAAGCAGAGAAGAGCCGAACUGCUUGGACUGAACUUCUUCGUAGUGCUUUAGUCACAGUUCUUGACUGUGGGGAUCCAGUAGAUGGAGCUCAACAAGAACUUGAUGAAGUCAGCCUGCUUACUGGCGUGACAGAGUUUAUUUUGUCUACAAGUCCAGAAGUUACUACCAUAGAGUGCCUUCAAAAGCGUUGUAUUGAGAAGUUUAAAAUAGCGCUUGAUUCAAAAGAUCCUGUAGUGCAGCUUAAGUGCUAUCAGCUGCUGCUUUCUAUCUUUAAAUAUCCCAACAGAGCUGUCUCAUAUCCUUACAUUCAUUCUUUGGCACCAUCUAUUGUGGGGAAAUUGCAGGAAACAGAAAAAACAAAGCCUGAGAAUUCUGCUGAACUUCAAGUCAUUCAGGAAGGAAUAAAGGUGGUAGCAGCUCUCAUAGCCAUUGCUGAGGAAGAGCAUCGUGCUUAUUUGGUGGCCUGCCUCCUGCCCCUCCUCAUUUCCUUUCUUUUGGAUGAGAAUUCUUUGGGGUCAGCCACAAACUCAGCAAGAAAAUCUACAUGAGUUGCUUUGCAAAACGUGAUGCAGAUUGGUCCACAGUACUCAUCAGUUUUUAAAAAAGUAAUGGCUUCAUCUCCUACUGUGAAAGCCAGGCUUGAAUCAGCUGUAAAAGGCAAUCAGGAAAGCAUUAAAGUCAAGACAACACCUAAACAGGCAAAGAAUCCUGGGAAAAGUUCAAGCAUUCAAUUAAAGACCAACUUUUUCUGAAGUGUCUUAGGCACUUGGAUAACAUUGCAAAAAAGUCCCUUUUCAUUUCUAAGUACAGUAGUCAGGAAGGGUUGGUUUCAGUUUCAGUUCAGUUUUGACUUGAAAUCCAGAUAAUUUUUUAAAAACAUUCUUUAGAGAUUUGCUUUCUAAUAAAUAUAAUUGACUUUUUACAUUUGUCUGAGCACUCGGAGUAAAACUUAUCAAAAGUAAUAUAAACUAUAUAUUUGCAUUAAUAAAAUAACAAAUCUGUGAGAACUGUGCAUUUUUUAAAUCAGUACAGACAAGAAAUAAGACUAGAUAUAUUCAGGAGCCAGCAGUUCUUAUUCAUUAAAUAAACUGAAUUAUUUUGGCAGUACAUUUAAAACAAAAGUUACUGUGAUUAUUGAUUUAUUAUUUAAUUGGGGCAUAAAUUUACUUGCUGUUCAUUGUCUUUCCUAAGUACUAAUUUAACAAGCUGGAUAUAUUAAAUGUCCUUGUAAUCCUUAAGAUUAAUUAUUGUUGAGCUGUAAUAUCCAGCUACAUUUAAGGUAAUAUUGACUGCUUUAAUUAAAUGCUAAAAACUCUUGAGCUGUCUAAGAUAUAGCAAUAUAACCCUUGCUGUUACAUCACAGCUUCACAAUGCCUUUUCACUUAGCCCCAGUUCCGCAGGAACAUGCAGUAUGGGACUAAUGUGCUUAGAGUUAAGGCCCAUGUGCAAGUGUUUGCACGACUGGUGCCUUACUGCUUGAUAUAAAGCCUCACUUUUCAGGAUAUACUUUUUGAUCUAACUUUAUAUUAUGCUAGCCAGACAGUUGAAACUUGCAUAUCCUGAAAAGGACAGCAGUUUUGAUGCACUGUGGCUCUGAUUCAGACAUCUAUCUAUCUGGCUGCAUCUAUUUCAUGAUUUUUAAAUGAUCAGGUAUCUAUACGUGACUCUCACUAAUAUACAUAUCUUUUCAAGGAAGGGUGGAAGUGUUUGAAGUCUUGUGUCAAAAUACAACAAACUCAAAGUACAAAAAUAUACUGUAUUUUUAUCAAGGAACAUAUUUUAAUAUAGAAAAAAAAUCUUAACUACUAAAAAUGCAAUGGCUAUAAAGUAUUUUCUAAUGUAUUGCCUUUUUUCUUUUGUGCCAGUAUUAGCUCAGUAAACCAAAUACUGUCAAAAUGAGUAUAGUAUUUUCUUGUUAAAAAUUAGUCAAGAAAAGAAAAGCAUCUACAGAGCUGAGAAACACACUGUGAUUCAGGAAGAGCAUGAUGUACUGUAUUUUAUUAUAAGAUUUGUAUGUAAAUACUAUUGUAAAUUGUACAGAAUUAACCAUUUGACCAAAAUUCUAACAAUUCAUUUUUCUAAUUCACAUAAAUAAUUUUCUUCAGUCAA
Molecule: messenger RNA, 7799 nt
Organism: Gopherus evgoodei (Goodes thornscrub tortoise)
Lineage: Eukaryota; Metazoa; Chordata; Testudines; Testudinidae
Gene: HEATR5A
Product: HEAT repeat containing 5A
Biological process (GO): intracellular protein localization; endocytosis; retrograde transport, endosome to Golgi
Cellular component (GO): membrane; endocytic vesicle; Golgi apparatus
Source: RefSeq, a predicted model, not a curated record